Molecule: messenger RNA, 2890 nt
Organism: Juglans microcarpa x Juglans regia
Lineage: Eukaryota; Viridiplantae; Streptophyta; Magnoliopsida; Fagales; Juglandaceae
Product: dynamin-related protein 3A-like
Biological process (GO): mitochondrial fission; peroxisome fission
Cellular component (GO): peroxisome; microtubule; mitochondrion
Molecular function (GO): microtubule binding; GTP binding; GTPase activity
Source: RefSeq, a predicted model, not a curated record
UCAGUCUCUAGGAAAACUAUUUUUCUUUUUUCACAAAACUGUUUGUUCAAUUCCAAUAUAUGUUUUCGUAUCAAUUUUUAAUUGCUGAAUAACUAAUUACACACAUCCACGAUCUCCCCUCUAAAUUCCAAAACCCUAGGCGUGGUUCCACAUCCAUACCCACCGAUCCAAUCCCAUCCACUCCAGUUCCAUUCAUCCAUGGCGGACGAGGCAGUCCCGUCGGCGUCCCAGUCACCUUCGUCGACGUCAUCGGCCCCGCCGCUGGGCCACUCGGUGAUUCCCAUAGUCAACAAGCUUCAGGACAUCUUCGCGCAGCUCGGGAGCCAGUCGACCAUCGAGCUCCCACAGGUCGCCGUGGUCGGGAGCCAGAGCAGCGGCAAGUCCAGCGUGCUCGAGGCCCUAGUCGGCCGCGACUUCCUACCCAGGGGAUCGGAAAUCUGCACUCGGAGGCCGCUCGUGCUGCAGUUGUUGCAGACGAAGAGGAAGCCGGACGGGACGGAGGAGGAGUACGGGGAGUUCCUCCAUUUGCCGGGGAAACGGUUCUUCGAUUUCUCAGAGAUUCGGAGAGAAAUUCAGGCUGAGACAGAGAGGGAAGCAGGAGGCAACAAAGGUGUCUCAGACAAGCAGAUUCGUCUGAAGAUUUUUUCACCAAAUGUUCUUGAUAUCACCCUUGUGGAUCUACCGGGUAUAACCAAGGUUCCUGUUGGUGACCAGCCCUCUGAUAUUGAAGCACGAAUUAGGACAAUGAUCAUGUCGUACAUUAGAACACCAAGUUGUCUAAUUCUGGCUGUUACACCAGCAAAUUCAGAUUUAGCAAAUUCAGAUGCGCUUCAGAUUGCUGGAAAUGCUGAUCCUGAUGGUCAUAGAACCAUAGGUAUAAUCACAAAGUUGGAUAUAAUGGAUAGAGGUACUGAUGCCCGUAAUUUAUUGCUUGGGAAAGUGAUUCCCCUCCGACUUGGAUAUGUGGGAGUUGUUAAUCGUAGUCAAGAGGAUAUUAUGCUCAACCGGAGUAUAAAAGAUGCUCUUGUGGCUGAGGAAAAGUUCUUCCGGAGUCGUCCAGUAUAUAAUGGUCUAGCUGAUCGCUGUGGCGUUCCUCAGUUGGCAAAGAAGCUGAACCAGAUUCUAGUACAACAUAUCAAGACAGUGCUUCCGGGGCUGAAGUCACGCAUAAGCUCUACGCUGGUUUCUGUUGCCAAGGAGCACGCAAGUUAUGGAGAAAUCACAGAAUCAAAGGCUGGUCAGGGAGCUCUUCUUCUUAACAUUCUUUCAAAGUACUCUGAAGCAUUUUCUUCGAUGGUGGAGGGGAAAAAUGAAGAAAUGUCAACAUUGGAGCUGUCUGGUGGAGCAAGAAUUCACUAUAUUUUUCAAUCAAUCUUUGUCAAGAGUUUAGAGGGGGUGGAUCCAUGUGAGGACCUAACUGAUGAUGAUGUUCGAAUUUCUAUUCAGAAUGCAACUGGCACUAGAUCUGCAUUAUUUGCUCCAGAAGUGCCGUUUGAGGUUCUUGUUCGAAGGCAAAUAGCACGACUAUUGGAUCCAAGCCUUCAGUGUGCCAGGUUCAUAUAUGAUGAAUUGAUUAAGAUAAGCCACCACUGUCUAGUCAAUGAACUGCAGCGAUUCCCUGUUUUGAGAAAGCGUAUGGAUGAAGUUAUAGGCAACUUUCUCCGAGAAGGCCUUGAACCCUCGGAAACAAUGAUUGGGCAUCUUAUUGAGAUGGAGAUGGACUACAUAAACACUUCCCACCCAAAUUUUAUUGGUGGGAGUAAAGCUGUAGAGAUUGCAAAGCAACAGCUUCCUAAGGUCUCUCUCCCUCUUUCCAGGCAAAAGGAUGGUUUAGAGCCUGAUAAGGUGCCGACAUCAGAAAGAAGUGUGAAGUCUCGAGCCAUGCUUGCCAGGCAAGCCAAUGGAGUUGUGUCUGAUCAGGGUGUUAAGCCUGUGGGUGACAUCGAAAAAGUCACAUCGUCUGGAAAUACAAGUGGUUCAAGUUGGGGAAUUUCAUCAAUUUUUGGCGGAAAUGAUAACCGCACUUCUGGAAAAGAAAGCUUCAUAAACAAGUCAUUUAGUGAACCUGUUCACAGUUUGGAGCAAUCCGUCUCUAUAAUCCAGUUGAGAGAGCCCCCAAGUGUCUUGAGGCCAACAGAAAACCAAUCAGAGGAGGAGGCUAUUGAAAUUAUAGCCAUAAAGCUGCUGUUGAGAUCAUACUAUGACAUUGUUCGGAAGAACAUCGAGGACUGUGUCCCUAAAGCAAUUAUGCACUUUCUGGUAAACCAUACGAAACGUGAGCUGCACAAUGUUUUCAUAAAAAAGCUUUACCGAGAGAACCUGCUUGAAGAGAUGUUGCAGGAGCCAGAGGAGGUAGCGAUGAAGAGAAAGCGCACUCGAGAAACACUCCGAAUUCUUCAACAGGCUUUCCGGACAUUGGAUGAAUUGCCUCUAGAAGCUGAAACAGUUGAGAAGGGUUACAGUUUGGGCACUGAUCCGACGGGGUUGCCAAAGAUCCAUGGUCUGCCAACAUCAUCUCUGUAUUCUAUGAGCAGUUCCAAUGAUUCCUACUCAGCUUCUCCCAAAAAUCCAAAGUCCCGAAAGUCAUCUCUCGGGGAGCUUCAGCCACCAAUCUAUGGUAAUGCAGACUCUAAUGGAAGUGGACGCAUGUACAUGCCAGGUCUCUAUCCAACGGUGGAUCUGUAAGGUAUUUGACUCUGCGUAUUGGUCCAUGUCUUUUUUUAACGAUAUCAAGGCUUUGUUAUUUAUUUCAUUACCCUGUCCAACUUUGGAGAUGGUUGGAAUUCGAGCUGUCAGGGCUGGCUCGUCGGUGGGGGAGUCAGCAUAUUCUCUCCUACCUAGAUUUUGUGCAAAGCCAGAUAUUGGUAUCAUUUUCUUCUUUAUAUGUUUC